CUAGAAAGAGGGGAAGAGAGGAUGGGAAACUUAAAUGUUCUUUUUUCUUUUUAUUUUUCUGGUAAUUUAGGGCUAAAUUGAAGGGGAUUUGGAGAUGGGUUUUGUGAACGGUUUAUUGGUUUUCUUUGGAUUUGGCGUUGGGUGUUCUGUUGGGGUACUUUUUGGGUACUUGUUGUUCAUCUACUUCAAACCCACUGAUGCUGUUGCUAAGGAUGUUAAAGUUCGCCCGCUCGUCGAAUACGAUUCGAAAUCUUUAGAACGCUGGCGUCUUGAAGUUCCCCUGUGGGUAAAAAGUCCAGAUUAUGAUCGUAUUGAUUGGGUUAACAGCAUCUUGGAGCAAAUGUGGCCUUAUCUGGACAAGGCAAUCUGCGGAAUGGCGAAAGAAAGAGCGGAGCCAAUUAUUGCUGAAAAUGCUGCGAAAUAUAAGAUCGGAUCUGUUGAAUUCAAAACAUUUACUUUGGGUUCAUUACCACUAACUUUUCACGGAAUGAAAGUUUGUCUCACAGAUGAGAAGGAAUUGAUUGUGGAACCAUCAAUAAAGUGGGCCGGAAACCCUAAUAUCACUGUUGUAGUUAAGGCAUAUGGGCUAAAAGCAACUAUUCAGGUGGUGGAUCUGCAAAUCUUCGCUUUACCGCGUAUAACUUUGAAGCCAUUAAUCCCUAGAUUUCCUUGCUUUGCGAAAAUCUUCGUCUCUCUAUUGGAUAAGCCGCACAUCGAUUUCGGACUAAAAUUUAUCGGAGCAGAUUUAAUGGCGAUACCCGGUCUCUAUAGAUUUGCUCAGGAGACCAUCAAGAAUCAGGUUGCGAGUAUGUAUGGAUGGCCCAAGCCACUAGAAGUGACAAUAAUGGAUCCUUCAAAAGCCUUGAAGAAGCCGGUCGGAAUUCUCCAUGUGAAGGUCGUGAGGGCGUCCAAUCUACGAAAGAAAGAUUUUUUGGGUAAAUCAGAUCCGUACGUGAGGCUCAAGAUGUCCGACGAUAAAGUUCCAUCUAAGAAAACAACAGUAAAGCACAGCACUCUCAACCCUGAAUGGAAUGAGGAAUUCAAGUUCACCGUUACGGAUCCGGAAACUCAAUAUUUGGAUCUCAGCGUCUAUGAUUGGGAACAGGUGGGCAAACACGAUAAAAUGGGCACGAACGUUGUUCACUUGAGAGAUCUUACGCCCGAUGAGACGAAAACGUUGACUCUUAACUUGCUAAAAAGUAUGGAUCCGAAUGAUCCCGAAAAUGAGAAGCCGCGCGGAGAGAUUGUUCUCGAGGCAAAGUAUAGGCCUUUUAAGGAAGAAGAACUAGCAAGAGAUGUCGGUGAAGGCGCAGAUAUUGUAGAGAAGGCUCCGGACGGUACUCCGCAGGGUGGCGGUUUGCUUGUUGUUAUUGUUCACGACGCGCAGGAUCUCGAAGGAAAGCACCAUACGAACCCAUACGUGCAAAUAUUUUUCAAGGGAGAGGGGAAAAAAACCAAGCGCAUAAAGAAAACUAGGGAUCCAAAAUGGGAGGAGGAAUUUCAUUUUGUAUGUGAGGAACCACCUAUUAAUGAAAAAUUGCAUGUAGAGGUAUAUAGCAAGCCAUCGAAGGUUGCGAUACUAUCUUCCAAGGAAAGUUUGGGUUAUGUCGAUAUUGGCCUUGCGGAUGCGGUCGGGAACAGAAGAACCAACGAAAAAUACGACCUCAUCGGAUCAAAAAGUGGCCGGAUUCAGAUCGAGCUGCAGUGGAGACCUUCUUAGAACUCUUUUAAAGAGCGAAAUCCGAUACUGUAUUUAUACCGAAAAGAGAAAAGAAAGAGGAGGCUCAUUCCUUACUAUGAUGUAAAUGCUAAUGUAAGAUAUGCUACUGUAAGUGUACUGUAAAUAACAGGGAAAUGAGUUCAUGCAGUUAUUUUCACCUAA
Messenger RNA from Ananas comosus (pineapple), 1882 nucleotides. RefSeq names its product synaptotagmin-2-like. The record is from RefSeq and is a predicted model, not a curated record. NCBI's taxonomy places the organism in Eukaryota, Viridiplantae, Streptophyta, Magnoliopsida, Poales, Bromeliaceae. The coding region runs from base 95 to 1720 and encodes 541 amino acids. The transcript has 12 exons. Gene Ontology annotation, molecular function: lipid binding. Gene Ontology annotation, cellular component: endoplasmic reticulum.